UCAGAUGCAACAGCUUGGCUCAGUCGUUGUCGGUGCUCCGGUCAUGGCGGACCAAGAGGAGAAUUUUGGCCUCCCAAACUCUCCCGGCGGCUCGGAUUCGAGAGAAUUGCCGAGCGAGAAUAAAUCAGAGAAACAGAACGGGACCUCAAGCAAAUCCCCGUCAUCACAGACAACUUACAUCCAACAGGGAAUGGAGGGAAUCAAAGUCUACCUGCACGAGAGGGAACUCUGGAUGAAGUUUCACGAGGUGGGAACGGAGAUGAUCAUCACCAAAGCAGGGAGGCGAAUGUUCCCCAGCUUCAAAGUAAAGGUCACGGGAUUAAACCCCAAAACUAAAUAUAUCCUCCUGAUGGAUGUUGUUCCUGCAGACGACCAUCGAUACAAAUUCGCCGACAAUAAAUGGUCUGUGACCGGGAAAGCAGAGCCCGCCAUGCCCGGCAGGCUCUACGUGCACCCGGACUCUCCAGCCACGGGCGCGCACUGGAUGAGGCAGCUCGUGUCCUUCCAGAAGCUUAAACUGACCAACAACCACCUGGACCCGUUCGGACACAUCAUCCUAAACUCGAUGCACAAGUACCAGCCGAGGAUCCACAUCGUGAAGGCUGAUGAAAAUAACGGCUUCGGCUCCAAAAACACGGCCUUCUGCACUCACGUUUUCCCAGAGACAUCCUUCAUUGCAGUCACGUCCUACCAGAACCACAAGAUAACUCAGCUGAAGAUCGAGAACAACCCGUUUGCAAAGGGUUUUCGUGGAAGUGACGACAUGGAACUGCACCGGAUGUCCAGAAUGCAAAGCACCAAGGAGUAUCCAGUAGUACCUCGCAGUACAGUGCGUCAAAGAGUGGGCUCUAGCCAGAGCCCCUUUAGCGGGGACGUCCAGGGCCUGGCCACCCCGAGCACCCUGAGCUCCCAGUACUCCUGUGAGAACGGGGUCACCAGCACCUCGCAGGACAUCCAGCCUCAGUCGGGUUCCUACCCAUUGCCUCACGAGCAUGGCCAGGAGUACCACUGCAUCAAGAGAAAAGUGGAGGAUGACUGUCACUCAGGUGAGCACAGCUAUAAGAAGUCCUACAUGGAGAGCUCGUCCAGUGAGGAGGACCAUUACUACCGUCCUGUCAGCUACGCCCAGAGCCUCGGCCUGGCUGGCGGCCCAUAUCGCAGUGAAUCCAGCCAGCGGCAGGCCUGCAUGUAUGCCAGUGCUUCACAGGGCGCCGAGCCUGUUCCCAGUUUGGAGGACAUCAGCUGCAACACGUGGGCCAGUGUUUCGCCUUAUGGAGGCUGCUCGGUCACCACCAUGCAGCCAAUGGAGAGGCUGCCUUACCAACACUUCUCGGCUCACUUCACCUCAGGGUCUCUGGUGUCCAGACUUGGCGGGGUGGGGGGCCACGCCUCUCCACAGCUGGGCGAUGGCCCACCACCGGCCAUGUACCAGAGCUCCAUGACCCACCAGACUCUGGGCCGCCAGUGUAGUCCUGGGGCGGGGAUCCAGUCGCCAGCCGGCCUGCAGGGAAAUGAGUACCUCUAUACACAUGGCCUACCGCGUACGCUAUCGCCACACCAGUACCACACUGUGCAAAGUGUCAGCAUCAUGCCCGAGUGGAACGAGAACAGCUAAAACAGCUUUUUACGCCUAGAACAGACAAAAAUAAAAGGAAAAAACAUUAGGACCAAACGAGGCAGGGGUUUAGAGGAAUCUAUAUUUAUAUUUUUAGAGGAUGUGUUGCUGAUCAUCUUAAUAAGAUCAGUGUUACUUCACUGACAGCAGUGGAUAUUUGUAAGACUGUUAAAUAGGAAGCAAGUAUCUAAUCACUUAAAUUUCCUGUGACAGCAUCUGCACUUAUAUGCGAAAAAACAUUAGCAUAAACAAAACGGAGCUGGACCAGAAGAUAUGAAAAGACUGCUCAUAGGCAGAAAAACUGAAAACAAUGGAAAUUCAGACGCUGAAUUGAAGACAGAAAGCUUCACAUGCUUCGCCAGAUGUCCCCAUAUUGAUGAUUUCUUUGUGCAGUGGUGGUUCUUGGAUGUCAAUGUUUUAAAGACAAGUGAAUUUGUUUUCAGCAAACUCUUGUUUUGUGUUCAUGUCCCUGAAGUUUUGUAAA
Notolabrus celidotus (New Zealand spotty) is the source of this 2099-nucleotide messenger RNA. It is a transcript of the gene tbx5a, whose product is annotated as T-box transcription factor 5a. Gene Ontology annotation, biological process: positive regulation of DNA-templated transcription; regulation of transcription by RNA polymerase II; pattern specification process. The record is from RefSeq and is a predicted model, not a curated record. Gene Ontology annotation, cellular component: nucleus. Lineage: Eukaryota; Metazoa; Chordata; Actinopteri; Labriformes; Labridae. Gene Ontology annotation, molecular function: DNA-binding transcription factor activity, RNA polymerase II-specific; RNA polymerase II cis-regulatory region sequence-specific DNA binding.